Messenger RNA from Glossina fuscipes, 2175 nucleotides. RefSeq names its product zinc finger protein 568. Bases 507 to 1967 code for a protein of 486 amino acids. NCBI's taxonomy places the organism in Eukaryota, Metazoa, Arthropoda, Insecta, Diptera, Glossinidae. Gene Ontology annotation, biological process: regulation of transcription by RNA polymerase II. Gene Ontology annotation, cellular component: nucleus. The record is from RefSeq and is a predicted model, not a curated record. Gene Ontology annotation, molecular function: RNA polymerase II transcription regulatory region sequence-specific DNA binding; DNA-binding transcription factor activity, RNA polymerase II-specific. The transcript has 4 exons.
UUUUCGCGUAUAUUUAUUUAUUCAUGGAUAUAAGAUACAAGAUUCGGUUACAAAAUAUAUUCUAUUUAAGCCAGCUUAUAACGAAAGAGUAAAUAAUUGCGCAAAAGUACCCUACACCGCUUCUCCGUACACCAUAUGUAGACUAUAAAAAUGUGUAAACAAUUGAAUAAAUAGGUGAAUAAAACAAAAUAAAUAGUGUAAGGUAUAAUUUGACAGCGAAGACAGGGCAGAUUGUGUAGUCUGUGGCGACCCUGGUUCGCCAACCAAGAAACAAAAAUUUGGUUUGGUUUUAAUGCUAUCUUUUCUGCUAUGUUAAUACAUUUCUAACAUUAUUAAUACCUAGUGCAUUUAUUUAAACUAUUGACUUUUGCGUCUCAACGAGAAACAUUUUCUAAAACAAUCGGCGAUAUUGCAUGGGUAACCAAUAAAAGCAGCUGUUUUCUCCUUUUGUUUGCAAGCAAAUACAUAUUCACUUACCAAUGCAAUCACAGACCAUUAAAUAAUUAAUGAAUUCAAAGGAAAAAAGUUGUGGCCAGUGUGGUGCAAAACAUACACAGCGAAAUCGUAUAAUCACGGACAGUUGCAGUCACCAAAAAUGCCGACACUGUUUCAUACAGGAGGAAAAUCAUUGCCAACAGUGUGCUGCACUUGGCCAAAGUCAUAAAGAACCAUUAACGUCCACUGUAGUGUUGUCUGGAAAGGACAUUCAAAAUAAUGUCAAGAAAAACAAGAAGACCGAAUUAUUCACUCACAUUGAGAAAGUGACAGAAGCCGGAACCACUAGAUAUCGGUGCACUGAAUGUAAUAAAGUAUUUAAUAGCAGAUCCCAAAAGUAUUAUCAUUUGAGUUGUAAUACAGAAGAACAGCAAAAAUUGCAUAAAUGUGAAAAAUGUCAAAAGGUAUUUGCUAAGAUCUCUCAUUUAAAAUAUCACUUAGAAUCUCAUACGUCUACAGAAUGGCGUUGUUCCCAAUGCUCUAAAGUAUUUGGCAAUCGCUUGAUUUUAAGGAAACACGAGAAAAUUCAUGACGAGAAAAUGCAAAGUAUAACCUGCUUGCAUUGCGGAAUAAACUAUCGCAGUAAGGCUUCCCUAGCGACGCAUGUAGCAGCAAAACAUAAUAAAAUCCUAGUGCAUGGUUGCAGUCAAUGCGAUAAAAGUUAUGCUUCCAAAUCAAUGCUGCAACAGCAUCUACUUACACACCAAACGAAAAGAUAUUGUUGCACUGUGUGCGGAAAAGGGUUCCCUCGUAAUUCGUCAUUAAAAUCCCAUUUCAAACGGCAUAGUAAAAUUGUGAUGUACCAAUGCUCAAGAUGUUGGAGAAAUUUUACCGACUUGGCUUCAUUUCGAAGGCAUAACAAACAACAUCAAAAUUCCUUGAAAUAUCGCUGCAUACAUUGUGACACAACAAUUUUACGGAAAGAUAACAUGUUACGGCAUGUUAGAGUCUUUCAUAGCAAUUGCACUGUUGACCAAAGUAUUGAAAUCAUUAAAUUACAUCCAGUCAUUGCUAUACACGAAAAUUGCGAAGCAAACGGAACAAGCAACGAAGAAUUUCAUAAAGGGAAAGAAACUCAAUCACCCAAAACCAUAGAAAAUAGUAGCGUUAUAAAAUGUAUAGGCAAUGUUGAACCAGUUAGGAUACCAUAUACGUGCGAAUUGAGAAAGGCUGAAAAUAUUAAAGUAUCUAAUGAAAGAAAUGGUGAAAGUCAUUUGCAAACGAUAGUAGAGCAAUACGAAUAUAGACAUAAGACGCCCAAAAAGCUAUUUAAUAUUGAAUUGUAUCGCCGUAUAUUGGAAGAUGGCGAGAGCAACAACGACAACAAAGGAUCUUAUAUGCCGUCAGAAAGCCAAAAUAGUUUACCUGCCACGUCUGACGGAGUUGUGAACCACCAACCAGUUGAAGAGAAACGUAAACCAUUGCACUGGCGCAAAAAUUUUAAAUAUAACUAUGAAUUAACAGAAUUUUAAUUUGAACAGCUAAGAAUCUUUGCAAUUCAUAUUAAUGCUGAAGUGUUAUUAUUUUGGCUUCAACAUUUAAUGCUUUUAAUUUUUUCUUAAUCUUAAAAUUGAAUACAUAUAUGUAUUGCAAAUAAUCACCACAUACUAUUACCUGGACAUAUAAGCCGCAUUUUUCAUUGAGUUACUUAGUCCAUUCAAACUCAACAUCAAAAAAAAA